AUGCUCGACGACGCCAUCCUUGUGCAGGCGCCUGGUGAACUUCAGCUGGCCCUCCUCCCUUUCGUGGAGGCAUCGAAGCAAGAUAUCGCCGAGCUCCUGCUGGCUUGCCACGAAGAGGACGUGGAUCACGUGGAGAACAUCCUCCACAGGCCCCAAAAUCCUGAUCUCAGCAACGACAGGGGCUUGACAGCUCUGGUUGCUGCAACCGAAGUCGGCAGCGUCGCCAUCGCCACUCUGCUUCUGGAGGCCGGGGCCGACAAAAAUCUUGCCGACAGCUUCGGCGCCACCGCGCUCUCCGUCGCGUGCGAAGGGCGAUUCGUGCAGGUCGCCCGCCUCCUGCUGGCAGCCCAUGCCGACGUAAACAAGGCCAAACUCCAGGGCGAAGCCCCUUUGCUGACUGCGUGCCGCACGGGCAUGGACAGCAUUGUCCACCUCCUUCUGCAAGCCAUGGCCAAUCUGGACCAGGCAAAUGACAACGGCGAAAGCCCACUCUACCAUGCCGCGAAGCAAGGUCACGUGGAGUGUGCCCGCAUUCUGCUGGAAGCUGGCGCCCUCACGGAUCAUUGCAGCUGCAAUGGAAGGAAUUCGGGUGGCACGCCCCUCUUCAUAGCUUCCGUCUGCGGCAACUUGAGCGUACUCCAGCUGCUCCUGCGAUUCAGAGCAGAUACGGAGCAGGCCACUGAUGCUGGCAGCACCCCUCUAGGAGUUGCUUUUGACACCAACCGCCUGGACAUGGCAACUAUCUUGUUGGAACAUGGAGCUGGCAAGAAGAUGACUGGGUCAGCCGACAUCAUUCUGGACUUUGCAGCGUGGUUUCGCCCAGAGGAUCGCCUGCUGUGUGCGGCAGCGCGGACAGGGCACCUCCAAGUGGCCUCACGCCUACUGGAGGCCCAUGCAGACAUUGAUGCCUUCGACCCGCGAUUUGAAGAAGGGCCCCUGACUGAAGCCUGUGCGUAUGGUCGUCUGGACAUGGUCCACAUGCUGCUACAGGCACGCGCUGAUGUCAAUGGAAGAGCCGAAGUCUCAGGCCUUUACGCCGCGUGCCAGUAUGGCCACUUGGAAGUGGCGCGGCUGAUGAUUGAGGCACGCGCCAACGUCCAGCAGUGCACCCUUGACGGAAUGGACUCCCUCAUCGAGGCUUGUCGAGGUGGCUACCUGGAGGUGGUGCACCUGCUACUGGAGGCUCGCUCCCGGAUUGGGGAUAUGGCCGUCUAUGGCGAGACGCCGCUCUCAGAAGCCUCCCGAUACGGCCAUGCCGAGGUGGUCCGGCUGCUGCUGGGCAGAGGUGCCCCGGUGGACGGUGCCCCGGUGAAGCCUCCUCUGGCCGCUGCGGCUGGCUGGGGACACGUGGAGGUGCUCCGACUAUUGCUGGAGGCACGAGCUCAGGUGGAUGCGGUUCUUCCCGGCGACGCGGGCGAGACGGCCCUCUCGGAGUCAUCGCGCUACGGCCACGGCCUUGCGACCCGCGUGUUGCUCGAGGCGGGCGCCAGCGUCGACGCCCACGGAGCUCUUCUUGCAGCCUCGGGGUAUGGGCACCUGGAGGUUGUCUCCCUAUUGCUGGCGGCCCGUGCGCAGGUGGGCCUGCAAGAUGAGUCGGGAGAUACGGCCCUGGCUGUGGCCGCGCGGCACGAAUACCUGCAUGACAUCGUGGGCAUCGUGCACUGCGAUGUGAAGCCGGACAAUCUCCUCCUACGUUGGGAUGGCCUCGCGGUGAAGCUCUGCGACUUCGGCACAGCCAGGCCGUCGCCGGAGCUGCAGAACACGGACGAGCUACAACCGCUCUUCUACCGUGCGCCCGAGGUCCUGCUGGGCUGCACUCGUGGCCGCAAGAUCGAUGUUUGGUCAGCUGCGCUGACGAUCUACGAGCUCAUCGUCGGCAGGAUCUACCUCCGCAACUGCCACACGCCGCGCGAGGUCUUAGAGGAGAUCAUGCAGCUCCGCGGGCCGGCGCGCACCGCCGGAGAUGCGAACCCAGGGACGUUCCCCGACUCGAAGAUGAAAAGGAUGGGCAUGCCUGUGAGCAGCCUGUUGAUCAUGACCAGUCUAACAUCGGAACUUGAGACACAGAUUCUCAUCUGCCUCUCAAGCACCCGAUACCACAAACGUGCCAUCACAGCUGCUUGGCAGCUGUGUUCGGUUCUUUGUUCGGUCUUUGCUUGGGCGCAGGGUCUUCUGCCUGCCUGCUGGCAGGUAGUUGGCGCCUCGCAGAAGCGAUCAGGCAUUGCAGAUGCGGCAGACGUGAAUAAAGUUGGUGAGGAUGAGGGAGACGUGGCGCGGCAAACCUCUGAGCGGGAAAAAACUCUGCCGGCCUGGGGCGGCAAACGUGGAAGCAAGCCUUGCCCGGAGGUCUGCCCGGAGGUCGACCCCAGCAAGCGGCUCACUUCGGCGGAGGCGUGCGAGAUGGAGGUCUUCCAGGCUGGGGAAAGUGCUGGGAAGCCGUUUGGAGGUCGGGUCAGUGAGGCUUGGGGGGAGCCGUCCUUCAGUCUGAUUCGGUGCGUAUGCGGGUCAUCCUGUCUCGAGUCAGGUGUGUAA
This is a messenger RNA of Symbiodinium natans, 2532 nucleotides long. The record is from the annotation of a GenBank genome assembly. NCBI's taxonomy places the organism in Eukaryota, Dinophyceae, Suessiales, Symbiodiniaceae.